Molecule: messenger RNA, 2321 nt
Organism: Lolium rigidum
Lineage: Eukaryota; Viridiplantae; Streptophyta; Magnoliopsida; Poales; Poaceae
Product: RNA-binding protein 24-like
Exons: 6
Coding region: 212-1096 (294 amino acids)
Molecular function (GO): RNA binding
Source: RefSeq, a predicted model, not a curated record
AUAGCAGACGCCAGUAUAUAUUGCCCCUCCGCUGUACACACUCUCUUCCCCUCUCUCUCUCAUCCCUUUCCUCUAACCAUUAGCUUUUCCUCACUUCACCAUUUUCCUCUAACAAGAACUGCUAGUCCUAGCCCAAUUCAGAUCCUUAGUCGCAGCUGGUUUAGUUGGUUCCUCGCCGGCGUCGGUGAAGAAGAUCAAGGAACCUAGCCUCAUGAGUCCGCCGAGUGUGAUGGGGCAGUUCGGAGACACCACCUACACCAAGGUGUUUGUGGGCGGGCUGGCGUGGGAGACCCAGAAGGAGACCAUGAGGAAGUACUUCGAGCAGUUCGGGGAGAUCCUCGAGGCCGUCGUCAUCACCGACAAGAACACCGGAAGAUCCAAGGGCUACGGAUUUGUUACCUUCCGGGAGCCGGAUGCGGCGAUGAGGUCUUGCGUUGAUCCGGCGCCGGUGAUCGACGGGAGGAGGGCCAACUGCAACCUUGCAUCCCUUGGGGUGCAGAGAUCCAGGCCUCCAACCCCUCAGCACGGAGGCGCUAGGAACUUUAGGGUGAUGAAGUCCUUUAGCCAGCAGGCAGGGAUCCAAGGUGCGCUGGGUGCAGCUUUUCCUUCGCAGGCCACCUUCCCUCAUUAUGCCAUCCCACAGGGGCUCCCUUACCAUGUCUAUGGGUAUUCUCCCUAUUCUGCAGACUACAGUUAUCCUGCAAACUACUACAACAUCUACGGAGGAACCCAGUACCCAUUCUAUGGAGGAGCAGGAACUGGCAUGGUGACUGGAACCAGUCCCUUUUAUCCAUAUUUCCAGUUUGGGCAGUCAGGAAACACUACGCCCACCUAUGCAAGUGGACAGGGCUACAACAUGCAAUACCCACAGAUGUUCCCAUUCUCAACUGUGACCUCUACAGCUGCUGCUGUAACCGGCUUUGCACAACAAUAUGGAGGGCCAUUGUCACUUGCAGCGAGUCCUCAAGCCCAAGCAGGCAUGACUAUGGCUCUCGCAACUCCAACCUUGCCAAGUCCAACUCAAGCUGCUCAUCCUUUCCGGCUCGUUCCCUCACACUUUGCUGUGUCUGCUGGUCCAGAGCAAUCCUUGGCCUAACCAUGGUCUCCUAUGUCAUCGUCAUUGUUUCGUUUUUACUUCCUGCGUCGAGUCCAUGCAUCCAUCUCUAACAUCAAAAGGGAACUACCGUUGAUCUGAUCCCAUAUUGAUCGGUCCAAGUGUCCCUCUCUCCACAUCCCACAUGGUUAUGUGGUGAUUGGAAAUGAGCUUCAGCCCCAGGAUGGGCUCAAAGCUUGAUGCCCCAAGGAUGGGGUUGUACUAACAGUCAAGCACAAACCAGGCAUUUUAACCACAGUCCAAGGAAGGACUUCAUCCAAGAGAGUUAAUUUCUGCCCUAGCAUGAGACGGCUGUGGGAAAAAGUAACCCUAACAAUCAGGCAUGAUCCCCGGUGGGAGUUCAUGCUGAGCCAAAUUGGACAAAACUGACAUGUAGACAACCUAUUAAGCUAGCAUGCCACUCCAAAAUUUCAUCAGUGGAAUUCAUACUGUAUUUAGCUUAGGGAAAGUGCUUCUGGCUGAAGCAUUUAGCAGAUCCUACUAUUCUAUUCAUGGGUGUUACCUAGAGCAAAUAAAUUUGACAUCUAGCCAGUCUAUAACUUCAUUUCCCUGCAUAUUCACCCACCCCCGACCACCCCCACCAGCAACUUUACAACAACAGAUCCUGUGAUAACUACCAUUUUAACCAACCACUCACCUUUUCCAUGCACUGAGUAGAUGCACCAACUAACAGUUCCUUUAUCAUUCAGUUUAUAGUUUGCAUCUAGGUGGGUUUUGGCUCUAAGGAGAGCCUGUGCCCCUUAUCAGAGACAGGUUCAGGAGUGUUAAUGUUUGUUUUUGGCACUUAGCACUACCUCCUGCCAUUUCUAACACAGUGAUGGCACCCCAAGAUGGCUUUGGAGGUAUACCAAGCACUGCUGUGUAACUCAAUAAUCCCAAUGGACCCACAGACAUAUUUUUAUCGUCUUGGGUCACCCACUCAUCUAGAUGUUCAUCUUCCCCAGUGUCACUACCCAUGGUUAGGCCCAGGAUCCACUCCCUUCCUCUCUCUAUGCCAGCCUGGAGAGGGGCCUUAAUGCUUUUAAUGUACUGUUAUCAGAUAUGGUGGUUGUAAUAAUAAAGUAGUACUAUGGUACUUCUAGGACAAGAAGUCUAUUACUUUAUCGCACGGAUUUAGCUAAAUACUCUGUUAAUCUAUAGUCAGUACCUUCUCUAUUGACAUUGUAGCUCACCAUGUAAUGCAAUGUAAAAUCCACCCGCUGUGUUG